Messenger RNA from Malaclemys terrapin pileata, 6631 nucleotides. RefSeq names its product GRB10 interacting GYF protein 1 (gene GIGYF1). Gene Ontology annotation, molecular function: protein binding. Gene Ontology annotation, biological process: insulin-like growth factor receptor signaling pathway. NCBI's taxonomy places the organism in Eukaryota, Metazoa, Chordata, Testudines, Emydidae. The record is from RefSeq and is a predicted model, not a curated record.
CCGCCCCCCGCCAGGCCCCGCCCCCCCGAGCCGGGCGCCGCGCUCUUCCCAAUGUGAAUCCGGCUUCUGACUCCGGCGUGGGGGGAGAAAGGCCCAGCAGCCUCAUCAGCAUCCGUGCUCAGCUAGCGACCCGGCCAGACGGGCGCCCGCAGAUCUCCCCACCCUCGGAAAUCCCCCCGCCCCCAGCGUGCUCGGACCCACAAGCCGCUGCUAUCUGGGUUCAGCACCGUGGGCCGAGCCUCCUACAGUGAGGGACGUGGGGCUGUAGCCAGCAGGUCAUAGGACAACAGAAGCUAAACCCAACGCACACACAGAGCACGAUGGCUGCCGAGACGCUCAAUUUUGGACCGGAAUGGCUCCGUGCGCUGUCCAGUGGGGGCAGCGUGGCCUCCCCCCCACCCUCUCCUGCCAUGCCAAAGUACAAGCUCGCGGACUAUCGCUACGGCAGAGAAGAGAUGCUAGCACUUUAUGUCAAAGAGAACAAGGUCCCGGAGGAGCUCCAGGAUAAGGAAUUCGCUGCCAUUCUCCAGGAAGAGCCACUGCAGCCGCUGGCCCUGGUCCCAUUAACGGAGGAGGAGCAGAGGAAUUUCUCCAUGUCUGUGAACAGCGUGGCGGUGCUGAGGCUGAUGGGAAAAGGAGGUGGAGCUGCUCCCGCUGGAGUCUCCCGGGGGAGGGGCAGUACCCGGAGCCGAGGCCGGGGCCGAGGUGAGAGUGGGUUUUACCAAAGAAGUCCGGAGGAGCCAGAGGGGGCGUUCGGACGUGGGGCCCGGGAGAUCCACCGCAGCCAGAGCUGGGACGACCGGGGCGAGCGGCGGUUCGAAAAGCCGACCCGGCGGGAUGGAACCCGGGCUCCCUUCGAGGAGGGGGCUCCACUCCCCCGCAAGGACUACGCCCGCUCGGACAGCAACAACUGGCGGACGCUGCGGGAGGAGCAGGAGGAGGAGGAGGAGGGGGGCGGGGGCUGGCGGCUGAGUGGGGCCCGGCGCGAGAGUGAGCGCUGGCGGUCGGCCAGCCCAGGUGAGGUCCCCCAUGGGCAGAAUGUGUAUGGUGCACCCCGCUCAGCUGGCUGGCGAGAGCACCCCGAGGGCCGGCGCCGCAAGUUCGACUUCGACUUCCGGGAGCGGGAGGAGGAGCGGGGUGGGCGGCGGCACCGGGGCAGCGACAGCUUCGAGGACGACAAGGACGGGCUGCCCGAGUGGUGCAUGGACGACGAGGACGAGGAGAUGGGCACCUUCGACUCCUCUGGCGCCUUCAUGCCCCUCAAGAAGAGCCCCAAGGAGCCAAUCCCUGAGGAGCAUGUGUUCGACUUCCAUCCAUUGCAGGAAGACGAUGAGAGGUCGGAAGGGAAGGAGGAUGCCGAGCCCAGCUCGAAGGAGGCCCCCGAGAAAGAGGCCUGGAAGGAUCCCUCGAUGACCCCGGAGGAGAAGCGAUGUUCCCCGCCCGGUGCCCUCUGGCUGUCGGGCCCCCUCUUUGCUGCUACUGUUGCCACUGCCACUAGUGAAUGUGAGAGUGCCCCCCUGGGGGGCUCGGACCCCACCGUGCCCCUCGGCACCUGCGACAAGGAGCCGAAGCCUGCUGCGGAAGGGGACCCAGGCGUCCUGGGCCUCCCGUCGCAGCUCAGCACGGGCGCGGUCUCCACCCUCUCCUCCCCUUCCUCCACCACCAAUGCUGCUACUGAGUUCUCCAUUGGAGACGCCGAGGACGACGAUGGGAUGAAACAUCUUCAGCAGGAAGCAGAGAAGAUGGUGGCCUCGCUCCAGGAGAGCUCCAUGGACGAGGAGCGCUUCACCCAGGCCAUCCAGGAGCCGCGCAACACGGCCGCUGCCCUGCCCCUCUCCCACGAGGCCGCCAUGAAGUGGUUCUACAAGGAUCCUCAGGGGGAGAUCCAAGGGCCCUUCACCACGCAGGAGAUGGCGGAGUGGUUCCAGGCCGGCUAUUUCACCAUGUCGCUCCUGGUGAAGCGCGGCUGUGACGAGGGCUUCCAGCCGCUGGGCGAGGUGAUCAAGAUGUGGGGAAGAGUGCCUUUCGCGCCGGGCCCGUCGCCGCCCCCGCUGCUGGGGAACUUGGACCAGGAGCGGCUGAAGAAGCAGCAGGAGCUGGCAGCGGCCGCCCUCUACCAGCAGCUCCAGCAUCAGCAGUUCCUGCAGCUCAUCAACCGGUACCUGCCGGACAGGCCGCAGUUCGCCCAGUGCGCACUGCAGCAGAAGCUGGCGGCCGGGGACCUCACCCAGCAGCAGCUCACGGCUUUCCUGCAGCAGCUGCAGGCUCUGAAACCCAGAACCGGGGAGCAGAGCCUGAUCCCGGCGAUGAACCGAUCCAUGUCCGUGCCAGACACAGGGUCCCUGUGGGACGCGCAUACCUCAGCUUCACAGCCUGCAGGCGGUGAGGCCAGUCUAUGGGAUAUACCAAUUAAUUCUUCAACUCAGGGUCCAAUCUUAGAACAACUGCAACUGCAACAGAAACUCCAGGAGCGCCGCGACGCGGAACUCAGGGCUAAGAGGGAGGAGGAGGAACGCAAGCGGCGCGAAGAGAAGCGGCGCCAGGAGGAGCAGAAGCGGCGCGAGGAGGAGGAGCUGUAUCGGCGGAAACAGUGCCGGCAGCAGGAGCUGGUGCUGAAGCUGCUGCAGCAGACCCAGGCGCAGAGCGCAGCGCCCUGGGGGGGGCUGGGCAAGCCCCCCGGGGGCAUGAAGGCCCUGCUGGAGCUGCAGGAGAGCGAGCGGCAGCUGCACAAGCAGCAGCGGGCCCCCUCGCAGUGGGGCGCCGACUCCAGCGCGCUCUGGAGCAGCCAUGAGAAGUGGGACGAGGGCGUCAAGAACCUGAGGAGCCUGGGCCUGAAGAGCAGCCGCAGCAGCCCCUCCCUCGGGGACAGCUACGGGGGGCCAAGCCGGCAGAGCCGGAAGAAGACGGACGAGGAGGAGAAGCUGCUCAAACUGCUGCAGGGGAUCCACAAACCCCAGGACGGCUUCACGCAGUGGUGUGAGCAGAUGCUGCACGUCCUGAACAGCUCCAGCACCCUUGAUGUCCCCACGGUGGUGGCGUUCUUGAAGGAGAUGGAGUCCCCCUACGACGUUCACGACUUCAUCCGCUCCUACCUGGGCGACACGGUGGAAGCCAAAGAGUUUGCCAAGCAGUUCCUGGAGCGGCGCGCCAAGCAGAAAGCCAGCCAGCAGCGCCAGCAGCAGCAGGAAGCCUCGUGGCUCAGCUCCGGCAACCUGCCCUCCCCGUUCCCGGCCAACCACGGCACCAAACAGCCGCCCUUCGAGGGCAGCCAGCCAGUGAAGAUCAAGAGGAGACCGAUCAUGCUGCACGCUGACCCCAGCAUCCUGGGCUAUUCGCUGCAUGGUCCAGCUGGCGAGGUGGAAAGCAUUGACGACUACUGAAGUCUCGUAGCAAUAGGAACUCUGCUGCCUUCUUAACCGAUUCAGUCUUACCUGAAUGUGCACUGCGAAAGGAUGAGGCGGCCGUGCUGGGCCCUCCCCUUUCCUCCGCCCCCCCAGCGAGCAGGGGGCACCGGGGCUGGCGGGGGGGCAGGGUGACGCGCGCGCUCGGAUCAGGGGGCGCCGGCGACCCGCCUUCGGAAGAGGAGUAUGUGUGAGCACUUCUUUCUCCAACACACGAAGCACCUUAAAAUGCAACCCGCUGAUGCACUUUAUCAAGACUUUUUACAAAGAACUGAUUAAAAAAAAAAAGAAAAAAAAAAGUUUUUUUUUUGGUGAUUCUGGAGGAAAUUUUUAUAAAGAAACUUUAAAAAAAAACAAAAAAAAUCGCUCUAGGAAACACUGUUAUUUUCACACGGGGACGAGGAGAGACGUGAAAAUUCGCGAAGGGGAAAAGAGAAGAUUUCAUAAAAAAACAAAAAAACACAAAAAUAGCAAAACUUGAAGAAAUGCACUUAUCGCCCAGCCCGCUUUCCGCGAGCUGGCCUGGUUCUGCCUCACGCGGUGGAGCCGGAUGUAAAUAUCGCUAGAUACAGAGCUCCGCACGGGAGAUUUGCUCUCGCCAAGAGGCCAUGUCUGUUUUUCUCUUUUUUGGAAGAGACACGUUGCGUGUUGGGUUUUUUUUUGUUGUUGUUUUUGAAAGUUGCACAACCGUGAAACAACCGACUUCCCCUUCCCUGGUGGUGCCCGGCUGCAAUGGAGCUGGCCUGGGAGGAGUAACGCUAACCAUGGCGGUUGACUCCAGUCGCCGGAGCCGGGCGCUCUUCCCGCCGGUUCCUGUGAGCUCCGGCUACUCACCUGGCUUAGGGAGAGCUUUUAACCUGCAAAGCUCUCCUGGCUUCCUGCCAGUUCCUGUCCCCUAGCCGAGCUCCCCUGUUACUGGCCGAUCAGACGCCUCGGAGCUCCCCUGUUACUGGCCGAUCAGAUGUCUCGGGUGGCUUCCUGCAAGCUUCCAGGCCUUGCAAACUCCCUGCAACAAGCUCCGCCUGCCUGGCUAGAUUUCUUCUACAAGCUCCGCCUGCCUGGCUGGAUUUUCCCCCACAAGCUCCGCCCUGUGAAGCCAGCCUCCUGUGAAUUGUGACGCUGCCCAGCUGAAAGGAAGAUGAUUUCUUCUGCACAUGUUUUUUGGAGGGGGAAGGGGGGGUUGAGAGGCCCCUUUUUUAUUUUAAGCUCUCUGGGCAUCUCAUUCAUUUUGCCUUUCCCCCGCCUCGUUAGACGUGUGCCCCCAUCCCAAUGGCCCUUGUGGGGGGCAGUUGGUUUUUGUUUUUGGACGGAGGAGCAUUUUUGUGCGUGCGGCAGGUGGGGGGGGCUUGACCCCACCCCGCACCCAUUUAUGAAUGUAUCUUUGGACAAGAAUUGGAAAGACGAAAUCCGCUGGCCCCUCCCGGCACCCUGGAUCCACGUCAAUAAAGCUCCAGUCACGCUCUCUCUCUCUCGAGAGAGAGAUUUUUGACAAACUGAGACCCAGUUGAAUUGUCUGUGACCGAUCCCCACCCGCAGAGGUGAGAGAUUUCACUCUCUGAUACAGCUGUACAGAUUUUGGAGGGGAGGGAGAAGUCGUUCGUUUGUUCAUUUUCGUUUUUUUUUUAAUUUGGGCUUGAAUAUUUUUUUUUUAAUUGCGCGUAUGGAUCUGUUGUUUCUUUGUUUACAGACCGUCUCUGGGGCGUUGUGUCUCACGGGACGGUAGCCACUACACAGGGUACCUUUCCGAGUCGAAAUCUUCCCGAGGAGGAGACGUUUUUAUUUUAUUCUCCCCCCCCCCCGGCAAGUUAUCCCAUUGGAAAUCAGUGGGCAGGAGGGGAGAAAGUUCUCCCGGCCUUCGCGCGAGAUGACACGCAGCUUUUCCCCGGUUGUGGCAAGCCAGGAACCGCGCUGUGAAUGCCGUGUGGAAGGCGGCAUGCCGAAUGGCCGAACUACAGUUUCUUGCGUGUGUUCUUCCUUCCCCCACCCAAGUGUUGUAUUUUUUUUUUUCAAACCAGUGCAGCUUUGGGGGUUAACCCGCCCCCCACCCGUUGGGUUUCCGUUUGUUUUUUAAACGUUCGUGGUUUAUGAAUUUUUCAGUCGACCAAAUGGCAAAGACACUUGUUUUGUUUUUAAGAUGUAUGUCAAAGGUUGGGGUUGUUUUUUGGGGUCAAGGACCUCUUUGGUUUUGGUAGGCCCUACAACAAAUACUGUGAGGUUCCAUGGUUACUGUGUUAGCGGGGAGAGGGGGGGAGUCUUUCCUCCCUUCACCCAGUCAAUGGAUCAAAGGACACAGGAUUUGGAUGUGACCUGAUCUGGUUUUUCACCCCCCUCCCCCAUCAGUCAGUAUUGGCCUGUAGUGGCCUCCGCGCGGCCAGCGUGCAAUAGGCCGCCGAAGGAUUUACUCCCCACCUGUUUGCUGUGUCACGGAAACCCCACCCGCGGGCAAGGGUCCGGCGUCUCGGGCCAGCGAACCAAUGAGCUGACGGCUUCCUGCAUCUGGCUGGGAGCCCCCCCGCCCCCUUGGGAUUCUCGGCGCAGCGGGGGACAAUCCGGCGCCCCGGGAUCUGCAGCAGCCGGCUCACCUCAAUCCCGGGCUGCCCCCCUGGACUGGGCUCAGGUGGGGGGCGACCAGGAGCCACCGUUCGUGUUUGAAUUUGCCACAAGAAUGUAUUCGGUGAUUCGUCGCUCUCGGACCGUUCUAGCUAAGGGCUGUCUCCCCGGUUCGCUUCUCUCCCCCGCCCCCCCGCUAUCGACUGGGGCGGGGAGGGCGUUUACACCCAGCCCCCCCCCCGGAGUGCUCGGACUCUACAGGGGGCCGGGCCGAACCAAAGUCUCCUCUGGCCCACGGUGGAGCCUAGCCACUGGACAGACGUUUAUUAUCCACCGCGGGGGCGUUUCCUGCAAAAUUUGCCUUAUCUUCGUAUUGGUUGUUUUCCCCCCUCCCACGCCCCUCCGAAGAAAAGGGAAACAGACCUCGCGGCCGGGGCAGUAUUAGCCCGGUGGCCGGCUAGCCGCCGGGCCAGGCCGGACGUGGGGUUUCUAUCUAGCAAUAACGAACUGGAAGCGGUGCGGCCCCAGCCCAUGCCAACGUGUGUCCCGCGCUGGACUCGGGCGCUUUCUCAUGCCGCCCAGCGGGGUUGAGCCAGGGCAAGGACCCCCCACCCCAUUUUUUGUGUGUGCGCGUCUCGCCCGCGUGGAAUUAAAGUUUGUAGAUAUUUCCUGCCCCCAUC